AUGUCUUCAUCUUACAACGUCUACAAUGUCUCAUCUGUUCUUUUUCUUCAGGGCUUUGAUCUAUCCCCAGAGAGGGCCAUCGCAGCAUUUGUCUUUGCCGCUUUGAAUUACAUUAUCAUAUUAUUCUGCAACAUCUUCCUUCUGUUCACUAUUGUAAGCAAUAGGUCUCUUCAUCAACCUAUGCACAUUCUGCUGUUAAAUUUGCCGAUUAAUGACCUCCUAGGCUCCACAGCCCUGUUCCCACAUAUCAUGCAGGAGCUCCUGUUUGACACCAGGACCAUAACAUUCUCUUCCUGUGUUACUCAGGCUUUCUUUAUACAUAUAUAUGCUGUAGCUGCUGUAUUCAUCCUUACGGCUAUGGCAUACGACAGAUAUGUCGCCAUCUGUCAGCCAAUGAGUUACAAUACCAUUAUGAGCAAUGGUCACAUCAUGAAGAUCAUCUCAUUGGUUUGGCUUUCUAAUUGGGCUCUGAUGGCAGUGCUUUUCAUUCUUCUACUCCGUUUGCCUCGAUGUAGAUCUUACCUUACUCAUACAUACUGUGACAACCCCUCCCUGUUGCAGCUGGUCUGUGCAGACACAACCAUUAACAACAUUUAUGGACUGAUAAUCACAGCUAUCUGUCAGGUGCUAACAGUGGGACUGAUUUUGUACACAUACCUCCGUAUCAUGAUAGCUUGUUUCCAAAACAAAUGCUCUGACACAAGAAGUAAAGCUCUACAGACGUGUGGCACACAUCUAAUUGUAUUUCUCUUGUUUGAAUGUUUGGGUCUCUUCACAAUAAUCUCAUAUAGGAUACUUAAUAUUUCUCCUCACUUAAGGAAAUUCUGUGGGGUAGCUGCAAUGAUAUUGCCACCAACAUUGAAUCCUAUUCUAUACGGACUGAAAAUUAAAGAAAUCAGGGUUAAAGGGUUCAAGUUUUUCAAGCGAAAGGUUUCACAUCAUAAUGUGCAAUGA
Molecule: messenger RNA, 954 nt
Organism: Xyrauchen texanus (razorback sucker)
Lineage: Eukaryota; Metazoa; Chordata; Actinopteri; Cypriniformes; Catostomidae
Product: olfactory receptor 52Z1P-like
Exons: 1
Coding region: 1-954 (317 amino acids)
Biological process (GO): G protein-coupled receptor signaling pathway
Cellular component (GO): membrane
Molecular function (GO): olfactory receptor activity; G protein-coupled receptor activity
Source: RefSeq, a predicted model, not a curated record